Symbiodinium sp. CCMP2592 is the source of this 588-nucleotide messenger RNA. The record is from the annotation of a GenBank genome assembly. NCBI's taxonomy places the organism in Eukaryota, Dinophyceae, Suessiales, Symbiodiniaceae.
AUGUGGGGGCAAGUCUGCUGCGUCAACUGCGUUAACCGGGCAGAUGAAGGAUCGCAGGAAGCUGUGGUAACUGCAGCCUCCGCCACGAGCGAAGUGGUCCCCAUGGUAAUCACUGGUUCUGAUGACCUGCUGGUCCGGCUCGAGGGAAAUUGGAACCGAGUGGAAGAUUCCAAGUUCAUGGCUGCGGUCUUUGCUCAGAAGAUCAGCUGGGCCAAGAGGUUUAAAUCGCCACCCGUUGACAUAACGGUGGUGAGCUCCGACAAGAUUGCCGUGGAAGUGGAGGGAGAGAAGCUCACAGCUUGGUUCAACGACAAGGAUGAGCUUGUUUGGGACGACGGCGACGUUUGGCAGAAGCAGCCAGAGACGAACGUGAAAGGUUCCUGGGACCAGCCGAUGGAUGACCCACCUGCUGACGCUGUGGCGGAAGACGACGACGAGUACACCCAGUCUUUGCUGCGGCGCGUGGAGGAUCUACAGCAAGAGUUGGCGGACGUGUUGGCUGCCAAAGGCCUUCGGGAAGAGGAUCUUCCUUCGAGCAAAGCGAGGUGGAGGGCCGGUGCCUUCCUGCAAGAUGUUCUGGCAAGAUAA